AUGAGAGAUGCCAAGAUCGUCACUCUGUACAAGAACAAGGGUGAGAGAAGCGACUGCAACAACUACAGAGGCAUAUCCCAUUUCAGCAUAUUUGGCCAAGUAUAUGCUCGGGUCCUCCUGCAGAAGCUGCAUGAGCGUGUCUACCUAAAAUCAAACUGUGGUUUCCGAGUUAAAAGGUCCACGAUAGACAUGGUCUUCUCCUUUCGUCAACUCCAAGAGAAGUGCAGAGAGCAGCAGAUGCCCCUGUAUAUUGCAUUCAUCGACCUCACCAAAGCCUUCGAUCUUGUCAGCAGAGAUGGCCUCUUUAAGGCCCUCCGAAAGAUCGGUUGCCCCAUAACUGUACAGCUUAAUCGAGUCUUACCAUACCAACAUGAAGGGGACUUUGCGACUCCCACCCAACGGGAUCUGCAGCUGCUGAUGGAUCACUUCUCCCAGGCCUGCAAAGACUUUGGGCUUACGAUUAGUUUGAAGAAGACAAACAUUAUUGGUCAAGACACACCGACACCACCAGUUAUCACUAUUGACAACUAUGAGCUCAAAGUCGUCCACCAGUUCACCUACCUUGGGUCCACCUUUACCGAUAACUCUUCCUUGACGCUGAGAUCAACAAAAGGAUCGGGAUAUGCAGUCACAACAUUCGCCCGCCUGACAUCAAGAGUGUGGACCAAUACCAAGUUAACUAUGAAAACGAAGAUGGCUGUGUACAACGCCUGCGUCCUCAGCACUCUACUGUGUGGUAGCGAGAUAUGGACCAUGUAUGACCAGCAGGAAAAAAAGGUUCAACACCUUCCACAUCAGAACCGGUUGCGUUAG
Messenger RNA from Ostrea edulis (European flat oyster), 813 nucleotides. RefSeq lists its product as uncharacterized. The coding region runs from base 1 to 813 and encodes 270 amino acids. Lineage: Eukaryota; Metazoa; Mollusca; Bivalvia; Ostreida; Ostreidae. The record is from RefSeq and is a predicted model, not a curated record. The transcript has 2 exons.